Molecule: messenger RNA, 1555 nt
Organism: Sitophilus oryzae (rice weevil)
Lineage: Eukaryota; Metazoa; Arthropoda; Insecta; Coleoptera; Curculionidae
Product: zinc finger Ran-binding domain-containing protein 2
Exons: 2
Coding region: 148-783 (211 amino acids)
Biological process (GO): RNA processing
Molecular function (GO): lipopolysaccharide binding; RNA binding
Source: RefSeq, a predicted model, not a curated record
GUCCACCAGAUGGGGGUCUAAUCGUUAGCAUCAUAUAAAUAAUAUCCAUGUCGUAAAUGUUAAUUUGGAUUUUUUCAAUUUUUGUGUCUGUGUUGUUUUUUAGUUUUUGUGAUUUUAAAUUUAGUUUGAUAGGGUUAGUAAAGAUCGAUGGCGGAACUAUCAUCAUCGCCUCCACCAUCAUCUAAAUCCCUGGUUGCAAACGAGGGUGACUGGACUUGCGAGGAGUGUGGAAACCUAAAUUUUGCUCGGAGGAGCCUGUGUAAUCGAUGCCAGAAAGGUAAAGCUCCUAGUGCUGCAAGGAAACGUAAACUAGGCACUGAAAUAGGAAAAGCAGCAGCAGAGAAAAGCAGAGGCCUGUUCAGUGCCGAUGACUGGCAAUGUAAUAAAUGUGGAAAUGUCAAUUGGGCUCGCAGGCAACAGUGUAACGUUUGUAAUGCACCCAAAUUUGGCGAAGUGGAAGAAAGAACCGGUUUAGGAGGUGGUUACAAUGAUAGAGGAGUAGUUGAGUACAAAGAGAGGGAUGAUUCUGACGAUGAUGAAUAUGAUGAGUUUGGUCGUAAAAAGAAAAAGAGGUGUGACGAGAUUAAACCUCCUAGUGGUAAAAAUAAUGAGACUAGUAAGAAGGCAGAAGUUGAAGAGGAGGAAGAAGAGGAAGAAGACGAUGAUGGUGAUUUAUCAAAGUAUGAUUUGUCUGAUUGGGGAGAUGUCAAAAAAGAUGACAAAGGUGAUAGCAAGUUGGAUAAGUCGAGUUCUAGAUCCCCAUCUCCCAGAUUUAAGCAUUAAAAUCAAUUGAAUAUAAUUAGUUUCUUAGCAUUGACUUGAGAUCACAUACAAAACAAAAUGAUCUAAGUAUAAUCUGCCAAAAAAUAUUUAUAAAUAUUUCUUAAUGCUUAAAAAUUAAUUAAUUUAAAAUAUUUACAGAUUAUGUAUUUGUAUCUUUUAACUUAAAUGUGUAAACAUUUUUUAAAGAAAUUUUUAUGAGAUUUAGGAAAGAAGAAAGAGCGUAAUAUUAAUAUUGUCUAGAGUAUAGAACUAGCGUCUUUUAUAUAGUAUUUUAGAUUAGGUAUUGCUUUUAGAUCAUAAUUUGUUAGUGUCUUUUUUUUAAUUAGUGAAGUCAUUUUUAAAUGUAAUUUUAGAUGGUGUUUUUCUCCACUUAUUUUAUGUUUUAUUUCAAUUUGUAUGUAUUCAUUGUACAUCUGAUGUUUAUUCUAAAUAAUUUUAAAAAGUAGAAAUUAAAUUUGUUAUGUAAAUUAAUGAACUGAAUAUUUAUUAGUGUUUUAUUGGCACUAAAUUAACUUCUUCCUAUUUAGGUAUAUUAUUUUCUGUUUGUCUAUUUUUUUCUUUAUUUAGGCAAAUGUUUUCUUCCAAUUAGGUAUAUUGAUUCUGAUUAAAUAUAAUAUUGUUGUUAUUAUUAUUUAUGCAAUGAAUGUAUUUUAAAUCAAUUUUAAUACUGUAUAUAAAUCACUUUUAAUCAUGUCACUGCUGUGUGGUAUUUACUCAAAUGUUUGAAGUCAUUCAAAUAUGUAUGUAUUCCUUAAAUAAACCUAAAGCAAUA